CAGACACUGAAUUUUCGCCCUCUCCAUUGGAGUCUCCAUCCUCUCUCCGCUUUCCCAAAUUUCCACCAUUCUCAUUACUACUGUAGAGAUUAGACUUGAGAGAGAGAGAGAGAGAGAGAGAUAGAGAGAGUAUCUAUCUCGGCUUAAAGCAUGUCGUUUUGCUCCUCCCUGUCAUCUCCGCACUCUCUGUUUCUCCUUUCCAAAACCAAAUCUCCAAGCUCUCGAUUCAGAGCUUGCGCUGCUGACGUUCCUGAUUUCCUCUCAGCCGAUUGGCUGGAAUCCCGGAAGAAGAGGCCCUUUGGCCCCAGAUUAAAUUUUAGCGCAGAAGAAGCUGUUCAGCAUCAGCUGGAUGCCCUCAAGUACAACGAUCAACCCCGCCCGGAUUAUGGCAUCGAGGUCAUGUACAGGUUUGCUGGGUUUGAUCCUUUUGAGAGGUCCACCUAUUUCGGGCCAUUCUUUGAUUUGGGGCAGUUUGAACGAUUUAGGCGAAUUUUUCACCAUUCAACAUAUAGAGUGUUGUUAGGUCAUAAAGAGAGGAAGAUGUUGAGCAGUUUAUUUGUGGAGGAGAACCUAUUCAAGCAGCGGGUUUGGAUAAGAGGAUGUCGGCCGGAGGAAGAAGAAAUAUUUCAAUUCACAAUGGUUCAGAGGGUUGGAGGGUCAUGGGAUGGUUAUUGGCUGACAGAGAGUGUACUUCACGACGGAGAUGCUUUUGCCGGUGGUUUGGCUUAUUGAACAUUCAAGGCAGCUAUCGAUCGACGAUCACUCUAACAGAGACAUUUGCUCACGCACUGCCAACCUUCCAAUUUGUACAUAUGGAAAAAUAAGCAAAGUUGUUGUAAUGUCAAUAUGAUGUAGUUCGUAUAUCAAGUAUUGUAAAGUCCGGAAGCAGCAUGUAUCUUUCCUCCUCGUACGUCUGGUCUGCCCCAACUCUUGAGAAAUAGUUGAAGGAAUAAAGGAACUUCUGAUGAUUCAUAGUAAUACAUUGUAACCGAAGAGAUUUUACGUUAUUCAUUCAGUUUCCGUUU
Molecule: messenger RNA, 1025 nt
Organism: Malus domestica (apple)
Lineage: Eukaryota; Viridiplantae; Streptophyta; Magnoliopsida; Rosales; Rosaceae
Source: RefSeq, a predicted model, not a curated record